GGGUACUACGGCAGCGACCACCUUCUAAAGAAGGCGGGAGACUUGAAGGAGGGUGAAGGCCCUAGACCAGACGCCCGGAAGAUAGACUCCGGAGAAGCGUCUAACCCCGAUGCAAUCGGCACUGCCUAUAUGGCGCGAGGGAGGUGGUGUCUUUCGGACGCGGCAGUGACCACCUGUCUAAUAAAGACAGAUGACUUGAAUGAAACAGACUCUCCUAGAGGAGAGCAG
Molecule: messenger RNA, 228 nt
Organism: Pelobates cultripes (western spadefoot toad)
Lineage: Eukaryota; Metazoa; Chordata; Amphibia; Anura; Pelobatidae
Source: the annotation of a GenBank genome assembly